UCAUUCCAUAAAAGAGGUCAAAGAAUUGAACUUCAAACUUUGGCCUCUUUCUCAAACAAUUUUGUUGCAUUUUGUCCGGCAAAAAUAUGAAUCGUCUUGUUUGGUUAACGAUUUUGUGCUGCUCAACAUUAGUAAGCAGCCAAAACAAACCCCAAAGCAUAUUCAUACUUGCCGGACAAAGCAACAUGGCCGGACGAGCCGGGAUUAUAAAUGGCAAGUGGGGCAACGAGGUCCCUCCCGAGUGCAAGCCUAGCCCACAAAUUCAAAGGCUCAGUGGCAAGCUUGUGUGGGAGGAGGCGCAUGAUCCUCUCCACAAGGACAUUGACCACAGGGUCUCCGGGAUAGGCCCAGGGAUGUCCUUUGCCAACGCAGUGCUGGAAAAGGACCCCAACAUCGGGGUGAUUGGCCUGGUCCCAUGCGCCGUUGGAGGGACCACAAUAGAUGAGUGGAAAAAGGGGAUGAAGUUGUACAAUGAUAUGAUCGAUCGUACUAAGGCCGCCCUAAAGGAUGGAGGGGCUCUCCGGGCUCUUCUAUGGUACCAAGGCGAGUCCGACACAUCAGUGUUACAGGAUACCGAGACGUACAAAGUUAAAUUUGAAAAAUUUAUUGCCGAUGUGCGUGCUGACUUGCAGGCCCCCACGUUGCCAGUGGUCCAGGUGAUAGUGACAUCUGGUGAUGGUGAUUUCGUAAAAGAAAUGAGAGAGAUCCAGAAAACAAUCAAUGUGCCAAACUUGAAGCAAGUGGAUUCGAAGGGGCUCGAGCUGCAGGUGGACAACUUGCAUCUCACGACUGAGUCGGAGAUCAAGGUUGGACAAAUGUUGGCCAACGCCUACCUCCAGUUCUAGUCGCAAUGUGCACAUCUCGACCCUCCUCGUCCGAGCUUGAAUUGUUUGAAAUAUUUGUACAUGUAAUCGAACGUUAUACAUAUUAUGUAUACGUUGUGAUUCGUUCUAAAAUAUCAAGAAAACAUUUUGAUGUUCAUCAA
This is a messenger RNA of Salvia hispanica, 985 nucleotides long. RefSeq names its product putative carbohydrate esterase At4g34215. NCBI's taxonomy places the organism in Eukaryota, Viridiplantae, Streptophyta, Magnoliopsida, Lamiales, Lamiaceae. The record is from RefSeq and is a predicted model, not a curated record.